AUGUUCACCAUAAUGGCACCUGUAGGUGUAGCUAAACUGCGGGCUUGGCCCCUCCUGUUAUUUCUUUGCUUGACACUACGUGCUGGCAUGCUUCAGUUUGUUGCAGCCACGAUACAAGGGUACAUUGGAGAGAGGGACAUGAUAUGCCCAUCUGUAUGCAGAUGCGAUGAGGAUUUUAUCUACUGUAAUGACCGUGGGCUCAGCUCCAUCCCAUCACUGCCUGCUUCUGCGUCUGUCCUCUACCUUCAGAACAACCACAUAAACAACCCAGGCUUGCCGACUUCCUUGGAACGCCAGCUUACCGUCCGUGUGGUCUACCUCUAUGAUAACGAACUCGAUGAAUUCCCUGUGCACCUGCCACCAUCGGUCCGUGAACUGCAUUUGCAGGACAACAACAUCCGCACCAUUCCUCGUAGUGCACUGGCUCGAAUGCCCUUGCUAGAGAAGCUCCAUUUGGAUGACAACUCUAUUUCCACUGUCAGUAUUGAGGACCAAGCCUUUGCUGACAACCCACGGUUGCGCCUGCUUUUCCUUUCACGCAACCAUCUGUCUAGUAUCCCCUCAGGACUGCCUGCCUCUCUGGAAGAACUCCGUCUGGAUGACAACCGAAUCUCCACAAUCCCAACCCAUGCCUUCCGAGGCCUCACCUCACUUAGAUGUCUAGUCCUGGAUGGGAAUCUUUUGGCCAACCAGCGCAUUGCUGAUGACACAUUCUCACGCCUUUCCAACUUGACUGAGUUGUCCUUAGUCCGUAACUCCCUCCAGACCCCACCUGUCAACCUGCCCAGUGCCCAUCUACAGCGCCUUUCUCUACAGGACAAUGCCUUGACUCAUAUGCCACGUGGUUCCUUGGAUAGCAUGCGCAGGCUGCUGAGGCUGGACCUGUCGGGAAAUAACCUGACCACCCUGCCGAGGGGACUGUUUAAAGACCUGGACAGCCUGGGUCAGCUGCUGGUGCGAGGUAAUCCUUGGCACUGUGGCUGUAACCUGCGCUGGCUGUAUGACUGGCUGCAUGCCCGUGGUAACUCCAUCACUGUCAGAGGUCUCACCUGCCAUGGACCUGACAGGGUGCGAGAUAUGGCUUUGACAGACUUGGGCAGCGAGAUGGAGGAGUGUGAGGUGGUGAGGACAGCAGGCACCAGAGACAGAGUGGGUGGAGGUGGAGUUGAUAGCUCUACCACCAACACCCCUCCACAGGGCUCUCUUUUCACCCUCCGCUCAAAGCGACCUGGCCUGGGGCUUCCUGACUCUGGCUUAGAUUACACUCUCAGCAGCAGCGGUGUGGGAAAGAGCCUGGCCCUCAAUGUGAAGCCUCUCUCUCAUAACAGCGUUCGUGUAACCUGGAGCGUGGCCCAACCCAGCUCCUCCUUCAGGCUGAGCUGGCUCCGACUGGGUACUGGUAACGCCAUGGGGUCUAUCACAGAGACGCUGGUCCGGGGCGAUCGUCGGGAGUACCUGCUAACCUCCUUGCAACCGCGCUCCAGCUACAUUAUCUGCAUGGUGCCCCUAGCGGCCAGUUCAGAAAGCAAAGGGGCAAUUUCUGGAGACGCUGACUCGGAUGAAGCUCUUGUGUGUGCAAAAGCUGAAACAUCAGACAUCAUCCCAGUGGAGGAGGUGGAGGAUGAAGAUUCACAGCAAAUGACAGUGCUGCCUCUGGCAGGGAUUAUUGGUGGAGCUACUGCCAUUGUAUGUUUGACUCUUAUAUUUGGCGUCUUCUGUUGGUAUGGACAUAAGAGUGGCCAUUUGUGUUCCCGUGACCAUUACACUCGCAACAGCUCCCGAAAGAGCAAAAGCAAGACCUAUGAUGAUUACAUUGAGUCAGGCACGAAGAAGGACAAUACCAUCUUGGAGAUCCGUGGUCCGGGGUUCCAGAUGACGCCUAUGGCGGCUUGCCAACCAAUGCAGCCUAAACCCCUACAAGAGGAUUACAUCAUUCAUACCAUAUUCCCCUCCAAUGGCACUGGCCUGUACAAAGGUGCCAACCAUGUUUCUAAUGCAGGACAUGGCACCAACCGGGGCUAUAGAGAAGGAGGAAUCCCAGAUAUAGACUACUGCUAUACAUGA
Messenger RNA from Scomber scombrus (Atlantic mackerel), 2064 nucleotides. RefSeq names its product fibronectin leucine rich transmembrane protein 1a (gene flrt1a). Bases 1 to 2064 code for a protein of 687 amino acids. Gene Ontology annotation, molecular function: protein binding. Lineage: Eukaryota; Metazoa; Chordata; Actinopteri; Scombriformes; Scombridae. The record is from RefSeq and is a predicted model, not a curated record. The transcript has a single exon.